Molecule: messenger RNA, 1677 nt
Organism: Tympanuchus pallidicinctus (lesser prairie-chicken)
Lineage: Eukaryota; Metazoa; Chordata; Aves; Galliformes; Phasianidae
Exons: 5
Coding region: 13-663 (216 amino acids)
Source: RefSeq, a predicted model, not a curated record
UCCUCAUCUAAAAUGGCGGCCCCGCACCCAGCGAGACAUUUAUCCGCCGCCCAUCGACCCGCCGGCGCUCGGCUCCUUCCCCGCGCCUGGCUCCUUCCUCCUCGCACCGCCCUCCUCCCGGGCGGCCGAGCACCGAGCUGCCGAUGGAGCGCUCCUCCCCGCUCCCCCGCCCCCUCCAGGCGCCGCCAUUUGGGAGCGGUAGCGGCCGAGGAGGUGCGGUGCGGCCCCUCGGAGCCGCGCGGGCACGGCGGGCUGCGCCCGUGGCGGCUCCUUAAGGCGAGCGCCUUCUCAAACGUUGGGCCCAGCGCGGCCCCCCGGCCCGCACCUGCCCAGGGAGGCUUGUGCUGCAUAAUCCGAGGCUGCAGCUCAGCUGAAGUCACAUCAGCAGCAAGGACAAAGGAAAAGCAGCGGUGCUGGGCAGCCUCUCCUAAACACCAAAUAAGAAGAAAACAAGAUACAAAGGCUGCAGCUACUGAUGCCCUCCAGGGAGAGGUAUCAACAUCAGCAUUCUUGCCAGCAGCAGAACACAUUGCUAGCCUGCAGCAUGUGAGGCUCCGUUGGACAGUCCAGUGCUGUGAAGUUAAUAAGAAAUAUCGCGACCAGAGUUAUCUUACAUUGAUGCAUGCAGUCCGCUUGACACCAAAGCACUUUGUGCUUGCUUGACCUAGCCACACUGGCCCUGCCUUUGCCACCGUGGACUUGGAUGCAAUCACCAGCCCGCAUCUCACCUUGCUGUCACUGGACCUGACCUUGAUCUGCAGAUUGACUUCUAGGCGUCACCUCAUACCUGCCUCCUCAUUACGAGCCUGUGGGAUGAGCUGGGCUGCUGGCUGACCCCAGCUGCCAACCUGGAACUGCGUGCUGCGGGGAUUGGCCCUGCCUUGAUACCCACUAAUCGUGCCUGGUUCCUGCCUCCCUGCACUUGGGGAGCAGCUGGCCUGCUGCAUAUAUGUAUCUCUCAAAAAUAUUUAGAGUGUAUAGCAGUUCUCCAGGCAUAUUUAAGAGUUUUAUUUUCUUUAGAGAAGAAAAUGAUGUGAAAAUGAUGGAAAGAUGAUUGUGUUGCUGGACUUUUUAGUUAGCAAAGGAAGUUCUUUCUGACUCUGGGUUAACAUGGCUUAUCAGUCUGUGCCAUAGCCAUGAACUAACUACUCAUUCUGUAUUAUUAUAAACAUUAAGUAAUUAUUUGAAAUCUCAUCAGCUCAUUAUAAUAAAUUGAAGUAAGCUUUUUGAAUCAGUCAGAGUGAUCACUUCUCUUCAACUAGCAUAGUUUUACUGUAGAAGUCUUUAUAUGGCUAAUUUAGAAUUGACACACUCACCAAGAAAAUGUGUUUAUAAGCAUUAAAAUUAUGAAGUAACGAUACAUGAGAGACCAUGAAAUAAUUCAACCAUAAAGCCUGAAUAGAAGUACAGAUAUUUUAUAAAGAAGCAGGCAGAUCUUUCCUAGUAUCUGUUGCUUCAGGUAUUGGAGACUUGGAGACUGUCUUCUGUAUUUCAGAAGUCUCGUGAGAUUACCAGUGAAGCUCAGUGAAAUGCCAUGUAUGUAGACAAGUAUUAACCAGAGUCGAGUUUGUCUUUGCUCCACACUAACUGAUUUCAUUGGGUGUUUUAUCAGACCUCUUUCAGUGUCCAGUUGUCCAUUGGCUUUUAAAAGUAAACAUACAGAGCUGGAUGGAAGAA